Molecule: messenger RNA, 2166 nt
Organism: Cladocopium goreaui
Lineage: Eukaryota; Dinophyceae; Suessiales; Symbiodiniaceae
Source: the annotation of a GenBank genome assembly
AUGGUCAGGUUGGCUGCGUCUGCCUUGGUCUCCUCCUAUCGCAAGGCAGUGGAACUUUUAAGAAAGCGUCAGAUGCACCAGCUCGUGGUGCAGGCGCUACAUGAGUUGGGCAACUUGCUGUGGUUGGAAGGUGAUGCAUCGGGCGCCCGGGAAGCUUGGAGCGAUGCAGUGGACACCGUCUUCCAGUUUCCGUACGCCAUCAAGAACUGGUGCAAGUGCAUCGAAUCCUCCUUGAAUCCACCGCAGGACCCGGCACGUGUGGAGAUUCUCUUGUUGUCGGUGGUGCUGCUGGCCAAGCAUGCUCGCCUCACGAAGCCCAAGGACAUGAUGGCUCACCUCAAUGCCACUCUCUUUGCUUCCAACAUCUUGGAGGCCAUCCUGACAACGGCCCUGCCGAACCCCCCGCGGCGCGACGAAUUUGUGCCCAACAAGCACCGUUUGCGCGAGAUCUUCUUUGGGCUUCGGGAGACAAGGAUGAUUCUGCCGCCCAGUAGUGUCUAUGGUGGUGUCGAUGGGUGCAACUUCCUAAGUGCUCUCAGUUUCUUUCAAAACACCCUGGUGGUCAUGAAUUAUCAGCCAGCUCGUGCUCUGCCAAUCUGCUCCCUGUACACUUAUGUGGCCACGGAUGUUUGCAGGAACGUCGCAUUGAGUAUCAAGGGACGGUUGCUGAUGGUCCAAUCUUUGAUCCGGUGCCGAUUCUUUACAGAGGCCUGGCUCGCCUUGUAUGCCAUCUCCCAAAACCAUGAUCAGCCGCGAGGACUUGUCGAAGCAGAGGCUCUGGAUAAGGCCAUUGUGGAAGCUCAGGAGAUGAGCAACGCGACGCCGUUCCUUCAACACGAAGAGCCCUGGUCCGAAGCCAAUACGCAGGCCCUGAAAAAACUUGUGGACUUUGCUUUGACACCAGCUGCUGCUGGAGUGGAGGAGGGUGCUACUCCCAGUGGAACAGCAGCAUGGAAUCUCUGGGUCUUCAAGAAGCUGAAGGCCGAGUUUUUGGUCACCGUCAGACACCCAGAGGUCCUGGGAGGACAAGUGACAAAAAGAAGCCCAGAAUCUAGAAGUCAUCAGAACACACCAGUACAAGUCAAGAAAGGGCGAAGUGAAGAAAGAGAGCCAAAGGAGGAAGAUAUGCCAAACCAGAACCUGGAAGACACUUUCAACACCACGCUCACAACCAUCAUCGAAGGCAAGAUCAGCGACAUAGUGGAAGACAUCCGGGAUUUCAAGGAUCAGAUGAAGACCUCUCGCAAUCAACUGGCAUACCUCUUAUACCAAGAAGCAGAGAAACAACGUUCAGAUGCGGCAUGCAAAAUCAUGGUCAAGAACUGUUGGCAGUAUGUAGAGUCCGAUGAGAACUAUGCACUACUUCGUGAACAUAGGGAGAUCAUGAUCAAUUGGGCAGCUCAAGAGGCACGAAUAGAUGAGAAGGACAUUAGGCACUUUCACUUUGACCACCGCCGAGGCAAAUCUAUUUCCCCCUUCACCAUGGUGAACGUCGGUAACUUCUACACCAAACAGAAGUUGAUGGAGUGGUAUGCCCAAAAUUUUGACAAGAAAGGAAUUACGGAAUGGACCAGUGAGAAAUUGAGCCACCUGACCAAUGGCAACAACAAGGCCGAGGUGAAUGGCAUGAUCGAAGUAGAACCGUGUAUCGCUGCAUUUGACCGCAUGCAAACCGAACCACUCAAGGCAAUGAUGGCCGUGAUCACAAAAUUGGCCCCAAAUCUGAAAUGGAGACAUUCAUGGAAGCACCUCACCCUUCAAAACCCCGAGACAGAGGAGUACAUCGCCUGGCUCGCACUCGACCACCUACAAGGAAUUGCAAAGGUCUACUUUGACCGCAGGCUUUUCACAGCUAGACAGUUUGAAGAUGAGUUCCAUGCAGUUUUGGGCGCCCAGAUGACCAAGAAAGCCGUCGGCGCCAAGGGCAAAGGCAAGAGCAAAGGAGGAGAAGGAGUACUGACUGACCCCGGAGGAUUCCUCAAAGCAGUAGGCUUAGGAACAGAUGGAAAAGGCUCAUACUAUAAGGUUUCUACUUUAAGCAUGAAAACAAAAAUGCCUUUCACUUUUGAAAUCAGGUGCAUCAAUCAGGAAGAAUUUGCUACCAAAUACACCGGGCACCUCGACAGGAUUGCAAAGCGCAUCCUGCAGCCUGACUUGCUCCUGUAG